This is a messenger RNA of Besnoitia besnoiti, 1731 nucleotides long. RefSeq names its product cytochrome b. The coding region runs from base 1 to 1731 and encodes 576 amino acids. Gene Ontology annotation, molecular function: electron transfer activity. The record is from RefSeq and is a predicted model, not a curated record. Lineage: Eukaryota; Apicomplexa; Conoidasida; Eucoccidiorida; Sarcocystidae. Gene Ontology annotation, biological process: mitochondrial electron transport, ubiquinol to cytochrome c. The transcript has 3 exons. Gene Ontology annotation, cellular component: membrane.
AUGAUUGCAGUACACCACCACCCCACUGGACUGCUUAAGACAGCUAAAAGUGUUGGAUUUCAAUAUCACGGUAUCACUUUAGCGUUCCGAUAUACUUCUGAAGCAUCUUGUGCAUUUGCUAGUGUUCAACAUCUAGUUAGAGAGGUAGCAGCAGGAUGGGAAUUUAGGAUGUUGCAUGCAACAACUGCUUCUUUCGUCUUCUUGUGUAUCUUAAUACACAUGUCUCGAGGUAUGUAUAACUCCAGCUAUAGUUAUUUAACUACUGCUUGGAUGUCUGGUUUAGUUUUAUAUCUACUUACUAUAGCCACUGCUUUCCUCGGUUAUGUACUACCAUGGGGACAGAUGAGUUUCUGGGGUGCUACAGUCAUUACUAAUCUCCUUUCUCCAAUACCAUAUUUAGUACCUUGGUUACUCGGUGGAUACUAUGUAUCUGAUGUAACAUUAAAACGAUUCUUUGUAUUGCACUUUAUAUUACCUUUUGUAGGUUGCAUUCUAAUUGUAUUACACAUCUUCUAUUUACAUUUAAAUGGUUCUAGUAACCCUGCAGGUAUUGAUUCCGCACUUAAAGUAGCCUUCUAUCCUCAUAUGUUAAUGACCGAUGCUAAAUGUCUAUCCUAUCUAAUUGGUUUAAUUUUCUUACAAACGGCUUUUGGUUUGAUUGAAUUAUCGCACCCAGAUAACUCCAUACCAGUGAACCGGUUUGUAACUCCGCUUCAUAUCGUACCUGAAUGGUACUUUUUAGCAUAUUAUGCGGUGUUAAAAGUAAUCCCAUCCAAAACCGGUGGUUUGUUAGUAUUUAUGUCCUCUCUCAUUAACUUAGCUCUUUUAUCUGAAAUUCGAGCUUUGAAUACUCGAAUGUUGAUACGACAACAUUUUAUGACUCGAAAUGUAGUCAGUGGAUGGGUAAUUAUUUGGGUAUACAGUAUGAUCUUCUUGAUUAUUAUUGGUAGUGCUAUUCCACAAGCGACUUAUAUCUUAUAUGGUAUCACUUUAGCGUUCCGAUAUACUUCUGAAGCAUCUUGUGCAUUUGCUAGUGUUCAACAUCUAGUUAGAGAGGUAGCAGCAGGAUGGGAAUUUAGGAUGUUGCAUGCAACAACUGCUUCUUUCGUCUUCUUGUGUAUCUUAAUACACAUGUCUCGAGGUAUGUAUAACUCCAGCUAUAGUUAUUUAACUACUGCUUGGAUGUCUGGUUUAGUUUUAUAUCUACUUACUAUAGCCACUGCUUUCCUCGGUUAUGUACUACCAUGGGGACAGAUGAGUUUCUGGGGUGCUACAGUCAUUACUAAUCUCCUUUCUCCAAUACCAUAUUUAGUACCUUGGUUACUCGGUGGAUACUAUGUAUCUGAUGUAACAUUAAAACGAUUCUUUGUAUUGCACUUUAUAUUACCUUUUGUAGGUUGCAUUCUAAUUGUAUUACACAUCUUCUAUUUACAUUUAAAUGGUUCUAGUAACCCUGCAGGUAUUGAUUCCGCACUUAAAGUAGCCUUCUAUCCUCAUAUGUUAAUGACCGAUGCUAAAUGUCUAUCCUAUCUAAUUGGUUUAAUUUUCUUACAAACGGCUUUUGGUUUGAUUGAAUUAUCGCACCCAGAUAACUCCAUACCAGUGAACCGGUUUGUAACUCCGCUUCAUAUCGUACCUGAAUGGUACUUUUUAGCAUAUUAUGCGGUGUUAAAAGUAAUCCCAUCCAAAACCGGUGGUUUGUUAGUAUUUAUGUUAUCAACAUGUCAAUGA